Molecule: messenger RNA, 402 nt
Organism: Acanthamoeba castellanii str. Neff
Lineage: Eukaryota; Discosea; Longamoebia; Acanthamoebidae
Product: sulfiredoxin 1
Exons: 1
Coding region: 1-402 (133 amino acids)
Biological process (GO): cellular response to oxidative stress
Cellular component (GO): cytoplasm
Molecular function (GO): sulfiredoxin activity
Source: RefSeq, a predicted model, not a curated record
AUGGCCCAAGCGCAGCAAGAGCAAACCACGACCAGCAGCAUCCAGAAGCAGCAGGAGGGGGAGGACGACAUGAGCAUCCACACGCGAAGUGUGGCAGAGAUCCACGAGAUGCCCUUCGCCGCCAUCGCCCGCGGACUGCCGCUCGAGAUCGAUAAUGCCAAGGUGGAGUCCAUCAUGGGCACCCUGAGCGACCCAGCCACGCGACACCUCGUACCGCCCAUCGACGUCAUGUGGGUGCAGGGCCGCGACCCGGCCAACAACUACUACUUUGCCUUCGGCGGGUGCCAUCGCUACGAGGCCCACCGACGGCUGGGAAAGCCCACCGUACGGGCGAAGAUCGUGAAGGUGACCCCGGCCGACGUCCGCACCUACCUCGGCUCCGCCACCCCAGACUUUAAAUAA